Molecule: messenger RNA, 903 nt
Organism: Paramecium tetraurelia
Lineage: Eukaryota; Ciliophora; Oligohymenophorea; Peniculida; Parameciidae
Exons: 3
Source: RefSeq, a predicted model, not a curated record
AUGGUAGUAACUUAUUUGUAAAGUUUAGGAUUGUUUUUCUUUUUGGGGAAGAUUAAAUUGUUUUGCACUCAAGAUGGAACAGGUUUGUGGAUAAAGGGGAUUAGAUUCUCAUAAUUAUUAAGCGAACUUUAGUUAGAGAUUGCCACACUCUAGUCUUAAAGCAGUAGCAUUGUAACAUCUAAUUUGGAUGAAACCUGUAUUGUAAAAAAUUUUAAUAAAGUAGGGAUAUAGGGGAAUGAGGGACUUCAGCAUAGAGGAGGAGAAAUGUGCCGAUAAAUGAUCGUUCAAGUUGGAAAUUUAUUUGCAAAGAGUUGGAAUUAAUUAGAUAUUAUAACAACUUAUGGAUGGAACAUAGUAAAUGGACUUUCAGUAAUGAACAAAUUUGGACCUGUUGCUUUAUUAGGAGGAUUCGGAAAAUUAGGAGCUGGAUCGAUAUUAAGUAACACUUUUGAUAUCUAAUACCCGCAUUACAAAAUCAACAUCUUUAUUCUAUGGGCUAAAAUAGAUGCAUGGGGCAAUGAGGCAACUUAAAUAAUAGUAGAUGGAACUUUGGUCUAGGAAAAAAACUUACUGCAACAAUUCAUAAUUUGUCUCUAACUUUAUUUUCUAGAACAGAAUUGGAAAUAAAUCAUUAUACAAAUUCUGUUAAAAUUCAGCAUACUAUUAAUCUCAACGAAGCAUCUAAUGAAGAAUCAUUUGGAGUUGGAGAUUUUUAUUUGUAUUAUUAAGAGUGUCCCAGUUUUUGUAAUUAGUGCACUGGGUCAAACGGAUCAGAUUGCUUAAUUUUAAAAAAAGGUUACUAAAGAACAGGAAUUGAUGAACUUAUCUGUCAAGGUAACAGAACAUCUUACACAUUUUGAAUGCUAUAUCUCAUGCGAAACUUGUUUAUCGAAUUAUGUCUGA